GGCGGUGAGUGGCAGAAGUGCCCCUUCUCCAGGACCAACAAACUGGGGUGGGUGGGAAAAGGAGGGAGGCCACUUCCUUGAUCCCAGUCUUCAGACUCAGCACCCAGAGCAGAACCAGGAAGAAUUUGGGGAACCAGAGAAAAGGAUAGACAGACGGACAGAUAAACAGAAGCUCUGGAGGGUGGGGACAAGUGCAGAGAGAACCACGGGGACCCAGCUAGGAGAGUAGAAUGGGGACUCUCUGGAGCCAGGAGAGACCCCCAGAAGAGGAGCAGCCCACCGAACAGAGCAGAUGGUGGGCCCCAGCCAGGCAGCUGCUAACGGCUGUCCUGCUUUUAGGCCUGCUCCUUGGUUCUUCCGUGAUUUUGUUCUACAUCUUCCGGAGCUGUGGGCCUCGCCCCUGCGAGAUGCCCGCAUGCAGGGAUCUCCUGGAAUAUUACCGGGCCUCCGGGAACACCAGUGCACCCCGCUGUACCGACUUCUUCAGUUUUGCAUGUGCAGAAGCCAAAGGAGCCAAUAGUUCUUUUCAGGCCCUUGCUGAGGAGAACAAGAGCCGACUUCAGAGGAUACUGGAGGCCCCCCGGUCCUGGCCCCUAGGGUCUGGGGAGGAAAAAGCCUUCCAGUUCUACCACUCCUGCUUGGACACAGAUGCCAUUGAGGCUGCAGGGGCUGGUCCCCUCAGACAGGUGAUUGAGGAGCUUGGAGGCUGGCCAAUCUCCAGUAAUUGGACUUCUUUAGAUUUCAACCGAACUCUGAGACUUCUGAUGAGUCAGUAUGAUCACUUCCCAUUCUUCAGAGCUUAUCUGGGACCUCAUCCCACCCCUCCACACAUGCCAAUCAUCCAGUUCCUUGUCUGGACUCUUUCCUUCCUUGCCCUUUGCCCCCAGCCCAUUCCUUUCUUGGGACUCUUGCUCCUUCUCCUCACCCUCUCCAUUCUAUUUCCUGAGGCCAUCUUGCAUGGCACAGGCCCCAUGUCCCCACACCUGUCCUCUCCUUCCUCCACACAUCCACUUCUCUCCAGUCUCUCUUGUGUCCAGAUAGACCAGCCAGAGUUUGACGUUCCCCUCAAGCAAAACCAGGAACAGAAGAUCUAUGCCCAGAUCGUGCGAACAUACCUGACUUACUUGAACCAGCUGGGGACCUUGCUAGGAGGAGACCCAAGCCAAGUGGAACAGCAUGCCUUCUUGUCCAUCUCCACUACCUCACGGCUGUUCCAGUUUCUGAGGCCCCUGGAACAGCAGCAGGCGCAGGAAAAGCUCUUCCAGAUGGUCACUAUAAACCAGCUGCAGGAAAUGGCCCCUGCCAUUGACUGGUUGUCCUGCCUGCAAGCAACAUUCACACAGAUGUCCCUGAGCCCCUCCCAGACCAUUGUGGUCCAUGACCUGGACUAUUUGAAAAACAUGUCACAACUGGUGGAAGAACAGCUGUCAAGCCACAGUAACUUCCUGCAGAGCCACAUGAUCUUCGGACUGGUGGGGACCCUUUCCCCAGCACUUAACAGUCCAUUCCGGGAGGCACGCAAACUGCUGAACCAGAAACUUCAGGAGCUAACGGGACGGCCACGUGUGCCAGCCUACACUCGAGAGAUGAAGUGCGUGGAGGAGACCGGAGCCUUCUUUGAGCCUACCCUGGCAGUCUUGUUUGUCCAUGAGGCCUUCAGCCCGAGCACCCAAAGUGCUGCCAUGGACUUAUUCACUGACAUCAAGGAUGCCCUUGUUACCCGUCUCCGAAAGCUUCCCUGGAUGGAUGAGGAGACCCAGAAAAAGGCCCAGGACCGGGUUACCCAGUUGCAGGUAGAGAUGGGGGCCCCUGGAUGGGCCAUGACGUCAGUGCUCACCAGCCACAAAUACAGUGAGGUGCACCUUGGACCCAACUUCCUGCAGUCCUUCUUGAGUGGUGUUCGAUCCCGUCAAGCCAGAAUCAUCCAGAGCUUCUUGGAGCCUUUCCCCCACCACAGGUGGCAGGUGUCUCCCUGGGGGGUCAAGGCCUAUUAUUCAGCAUCUGACCACGUGGUGGUCUUCCCCGCCGGACUCCUCCAACCACCAUUCUUUCACCCUGCUUACCCCAGGGCUGUGAACUUUGGUGCUGCUGGCAGUAUCAUGGCCCGUGAGCUGUUGCACAUCUUCGACCAGCUCUUACUCCCUGGGAACUGCCCAGGCUGUGACACUCAUGCCCUAGAGAGGGAGCAGCAGUGCCUGGAGAGCCACUAUGCUGCCUUUCCUUUACAUGGCGGAACUUCCUUCAGUGGCUUCCACUCGCUCCUGGAGAGUGCGGCUGACGUGGGGGCACUGGCCAUUGCACUGCAGGCAUACAACAAGAGACUAUUAUGGCACCGUGGGGAGACCACCCUGCCCAACCUGGACCUCAACCCCCAGCAGCUCUUCUUCCGGAGCUAUGCCCAGGUGAUGUGUAGGGAGCUCAGCACACAGGAUUCCCAGGACACUCAGAGCCCACCUACCCUUCGGGUCCAUGGGCCUCUCAGCAACACUCUAGCCUUUGCCAAACAUUUCCACUGUCCAGAUGGUGCCCUCCUGAAACCCUCCCGCCGCUGCCAGCUCUGGUAACCUGGCUCCCAGAGACCUCAGUACAGAUGUGUCAGUGCUUCCUCCAUGGAAUCAGGGUGAUGUCUCCCUUCCCUUCUUCUCCAAAAAUAAAAUCUGGAACUUGG
Messenger RNA from Artibeus jamaicensis (Jamaican fruit-eating bat), 2668 nucleotides. RefSeq names its product Kell metallo-endopeptidase (Kell blood group) (gene KEL). The transcript has 19 exons. Gene Ontology annotation, molecular function: metalloendopeptidase activity. NCBI's taxonomy places the organism in Eukaryota, Metazoa, Chordata, Mammalia, Chiroptera, Phyllostomidae. The record is from RefSeq and is a predicted model, not a curated record. Gene Ontology annotation, cellular component: plasma membrane. Gene Ontology annotation, biological process: protein processing. The coding region runs from base 231 to 2564 and encodes 777 amino acids.